Molecule: messenger RNA, 4733 nt
Organism: Aureococcus anophagefferens
Lineage: Eukaryota; Pelagophyceae; Pelagomonadales; Pelagomonadaceae
Exons: 7
Coding region: 63-4733 (1556 amino acids)
Biological process (GO): DNA-templated transcription
Cellular component (GO): nucleus
Molecular function (GO): 3'-tRNA processing endoribonuclease activity; DNA binding; DNA-directed RNA polymerase activity
Source: RefSeq, a predicted model, not a curated record
UCCUUGAGAGCGUCGUCCUGCGCCGUCGCCCGCGCGGCGUCUUCUCGUCCGCAGCCACCACCAUGUCGCGCGCGGAGACGUUCCCGAAGCCGUCUAUCCUCUGCCACUUCCUGCCGACGGACGCGCCGCUCAAGGCGACGCAGCCCGUCGACUUUGGCGCGGCGCUCAAGCCCGCCGUGCGCGAGGGCCGCGAGGGCGACGUCGCGGAGCUGCUCGCGGCGCUGACGCAGGCGCGGCAGAUGGUGACCUGGGCCCUCGACAAGGACCGGUCCAUGGUCGGCGUCGACGAGCUCGCGAGCCGCGUCCGCGAGUACGCGUCGCUCCUCCGCGGCUUCCGCGCGCCGCCGGGCGCCGCGGCGCCGCCGCCGCCGCCGGCCGACGCGGACGCCGCGGCGCCGGCCGACGCGGCGGCGGCGCCGGCCGACGCGGCCGCGCCGCCGCCCGCCUACGACGCGGCCGCGCCGGCGGCGACGCUCCGCCACGCCGUCUCGUACGCGUGGCGCGACCUCCUCGACACCAAGGGCCGCGACUGGGCCAUGGCGGACUGCGACCUCGAGGAGGCGUCCGUGCUCCUCGCGGCGGCCCAGGCGCUCCUGAGCCGCGCCGCGCGCGAGUCCAUCAACGACGCGAACGCCGUCGCCGUCUACGCGUCGCUCCGGCGCGCCGCGGGGUUCCUGGGCGCGUGCCGCGCGCGCGUCGAGGCCUUCGACGCGGCGCCGCGGCCGCCGGCGCCGGCGCCGAAGCAAGCCGAGGGCUCGUCCUGGUUCUCGAGGAAGAAGCAGGCGCCCGCGGCGCCCGAGGACGCCGCGGCCGCGCCCGAGGCCGACGGCGGCGAGCGCGCGUCGCAGGACCUGCGGCUGGGCCUCGCGGAGGCCUGGGCGGCGCUCGCGCUCGCGGAGGCGCAGCACGCGACGAUCCGCCGGGCCGCGGCGGCGCCCCACAUCGAGUGGUCGCUCGUCGCGGCGCUCUGCGCCGACGAGCGCCAACGCUACGCGGACGCCAUCGCCGGCCGCGUCGCGUCCCUCACCGCGAACGCGGCGUCGGCCAAGUCCGUCAAGGAGUGGGCGGGCAAGCGCGUCUGCACGGCCUUCCUCAGGAGCCACGUCGACUACAAGGGCGCCUACUUCGAGGCGCUCGCGCGCUACUGCGCCGGCGCGGCGGCCCUCGAGAAGGCCGUCGCGGACACGGACGAGGCCAGCUGCGGCGUCGCGUGCGCGGAGCUCGCCGAGGCCGCCCGGGCCAUGGCGGCGGCGUCGGCGUCGGCCAAGGACUACGUGGCCAACGCCAAGGCCGUCUGCUACGUCGACAGCCCCGUCGUCGCGCUCGGCGACGCCGCGGCGACGAUCCGCCGCGCGCUCGACCGCGCGAACCAGCUCAACAACGGCAUCUUCCACAAGCCCGUGCCGCCGCCGGGCCCGCUCCCGCCGGCCAAGUCCCUCGUCACGGCCAUACCCUUCGACGACCCGCCGCCGAGCCCGCUCUGGACGGACCGGGCCUGGGCCGCGUUCGACGCGGCGGAGCUCCCCGCGCCGACCUUCGGCCCCGCGUCCGAGGGCCGCGACUGCUGCGUGUCGCCCUCGUCGUCGUCGUCGCCCUUGGCCGCGGCCUUGGGCGCGUACUCGACGCGGUUCGAGAUGGCCUUGGCCUCGCCGGGCCGGUUCAGCCGCCAGUGGCGCGCCGCGGCCGCGGCCUUGGGCUCCGGCGCGGGCGACGGCGGCGCGGCGCCCGGCGCCGGCGCCGGCGCGCUCCGCCGCGCCGCACCUGCGACGCUCAUCGCGCGCCGCUCGCUCUUCGUCGAGCUCGAGCGUGACGUCGUGCGGCCCGCGGCCCUCGCGGCCUACAAAGCGCGCGUCGCGGCCCACGGCGCCGCGCGCGGCGCCCUCGACGAAGGCUACAGGGCGUCCUUCGGCGUGGCCGUGGGCCGCACGAGCAGCGUCUACCACCUCGGCACCGUCGCCGACUACGACGCGCGCUCCGCGCGCGACGCCGCCGAGGGCCUGCGCGCGCCGCUCGACGGCGUCGACGCGACGGAGACGUCCGUCUUCGCCGAGGCGACGGCGACGCUCGCCGGCGCGGGCCUCCCGGGCCUCGCCGGCGGCGCGGUCGUCGACGCGGCGCCGGGCGCGGUCUACGAACUCCGCACCUACGAGCUCGUCCUGGGCUACGCGACGGUGCCGCGGUUCCUCGAGCUCUACGCCGCGGGUCUCGCGGACAAGCUCGCCGUCGACGACACGGGCGAGAGCACGCUCGUGUCGCUGCUCCACAGCGAGGCCGGCGUCGCGCCCCUCAACACGGUCAUCGAGCUCUGGCGCCACGACUCCGCGCAGGGCAGCAUGCGGUCCCGGGUCAAGUCCCGCGAGGCGACGACGUGGCGCGCGGCCAUCGGCGACAUCGCCGCCAUCUCGACGCGCUUCGAGACCCAGCUCCUCGCGCCCCUCUACGCCUCUCUGAUGGAGCCGCCGCGCUGCGCCGUCUUCGUCGCGCGCCACGGCGAGCGCGAGGACUACGCGUGGCACAAGCGCGGCGAGAACUGGCAGGCGACGGCCGCGCGGCCCUGGGACAGCCCGCUGACGCCGGCGGGCCACCUCCAGGCGCGGGCCAUGGGCGCCGCCGCCGCCGCGCACGCGGAGCGGCUGGGCCUCGCGCCGAUUUGCCACAUCGCGUGCUCGCCGCUGCUGCGCUGCGUCGAGACCGCGGCGGCCGCGGCGACGGCGACGGGCGUGGAACGCGUCGUCGUGGAGCCGCGACUGUCGGAGACGAUGUGCGAGGCGUGGUACCGGAGCUGGGCCGUGCCCGGCGCGGACAGCACCUGGGGCGGCCCCGCGGCCUGCCGCAAGGGCGUCGCCGUCGCCGAGGCCGACCUGCACCCCGCGGCGCGCGCGGCCGCGGCCGCGACGCACGCGACCGCGGCGGAGACGGCCGCGCUCCGCGCGACGGCGUCCCUCUCGGACCUCGGCGCCGGCGUGCCGGCCGUCGACGGGGACGCGCGCGCGACCUUCGCCUACCGCUGGGGCCACUUCGAGACGGACGCGGCCCAGACGGAGCGCAUGGUCGCCGUCCUCGAGGCCCGGGCGUCGCGCGGCGGCACCGCGCUCCUCGUGUCCCACGGCGGGCCGACGGGCGCGCUCUACCGGUCGCUGACGGGGCGGCGGACGGACUGCGGCUACUGCGGCCUGUUCUGCUACGUGCGGAACGCCGACGGCUCCUGGGACGCGCCCGUCGCCGGCGACCACGGCCACCUCGACGCGGUGCCCGGCGCGGACCGGUCGGGGCGCAACGACGCCGCGGAGCAGGGCCCGAAGCCGCCGGACGACGCGGCGGGCGCCUUCGCGGCCGCGCAGCGCGCGGCCCGCGCCGGCGACUACGCCCAGAUGGGCGCGUACCUCAAGGAGAACGCAGAUGCUGCAGCUGAUCAAGUGGUGAUCGCUGAGCCGAUGGCCGAUACGCAGCAACAGCCGGGCGUGACCGACGGCAUCGCCGACGAGGACCUCCUGAAGCAGCUCGGCGUCAAGUACGUCUGCGGCGACUGCGGCGCCGAGAACAUCAUCAAGGCCCGCGACGCCGUGCGCUGCCGCUUCUGCGGCUACCGCAUCCUCUACAAGGUCGUCGCGCUGGGCACGAGCGCGGGCGCGCCGACGCGGGAGCGGAACGUGCAGGCCUGCUACGUGCGGCUCGAGGACGGGAGCUUCGUCGUCUUCGACUGCGGCGAGGGCACGCAGCACCGGCUCCUCGAGGCGGGCGCCAAGGCCCGGGGCCCGCGCCGGUUCCGCGCGGGCCGCGUCGCCGCCGUCUGCGUGACGCACCUCCACGGGGACCACGCCUUCGGCCUGCCGGGCCUGCUCUGCUACCUCGACGCGAACGGUGGCGCGGGCGCCGGGCCCGUCGAGGUCGUCGGGCCAUUGGGCACGCGCGCGUACGUCCGCGCGGCGCUGUCGCUGUCGCGCACCGAGCUCGCGCGCGGCUUCGCGGUCACGGAGCUCACGGGCUUCCCCGCGGCCGCCCCGGGCGCGCGGGGCGAGGCCUGCGAGGCGCCCGCGGCCGCCGUCGCCGGCGCCCUGGCGGGUGUGGUGUGCUGUGAUGAGGUGGCGCGUGCUGCGGCUGUUGCUGUUGAUGGCACCUGGCACAACAUCAUCACAAUCCCCGGCGCGACGCUGCGCGCCGCGGCGCUGGACCACGGCGCCAUCCCCUGCGUCGGCUACCGCCUCGAGGAGCGGCCGCGGCCCGGCCGCGUCGACGCGGCCGCGGUCGCCGCGGCCGCGGCGCGCGCGGGCUCGGAGCCCGCGGCCGUCUUCGGCGCGCUCGGGCGCGCGGCCCUCGCGGGGCUCCCGUCCGUGGCGCUCGCCGACGGGUCCGCGCUGCCCCUGGCCGAGGCCUACGUCGGCGGGGCGGCCCUCGCGGCCGGCCGCGCGGUCGUCGUCUUCGGCGACCGCGCGCCGGGCCCGGGCGAGCGCCGCGCCGUCGCGCUCGCGGACGGCGCCGACGUCGUCCUCCACGAGGCGACGCUCGACGACUCCCUCGCGGCCCUCGCCCACGACCGCGGCCACUCGACGCCGGGCGACGCGGGCCGGCUCGCGGCCGCCGCGCGCGCGGCGACGCUCGCGCUCUGGCACUUCUCGCCGCGCUACAAGCCCGGCGACCUCGCCGCCUUCGCGGACGCCGCCCGGGCCCACUUCGGCGGCACCGUCGUCAUCGCCUCGGACCUCCUCGCCAUCCCCGUCGCCCGCCGGACUUAA